UCAAGCAGGAAUGUUCUUGAGGAGCUCUCGUUAAGUUUCCUACAAUAACGGACAGCAAAAUUAAUUUCAAUUCUUAAAGCCGGGCCGUAACCACAUUAUACUUUUUAAUUUCAAGGAAAAAUAACAGAGCCAUUACUUUACCACGAGGAUAAAAUUUCUGCCAUUAGUUGUAUAGGAUUUAGUAGCUCAUUCUUAAGUUAAGCUUCAAACCAAUUUACAACCUUUUAGAAUACAUCUAGAGGCCAGCUUUUACAUCAUAUAAUUUUGGACCGGACAUCAGUCACUAUGCCUGGCUCCGGAUCUCCAAGCACUCCGCGAGGCCGGAGAAGCAAUCGAGUCCUCAUCCCUACAACCGCUGCGUCCCCGCCAUCUGUCACUGAAGAAGUCUUCGUACCUCGUCGCCGUAGCUUCGGCAUUAUCAUCAAGCCUUUCGAUCCACAGCGGAGCCCCGCGCGUGCAAGAAAGUCAUUGUCUAAAUCGAGGUCAGGUUCCCUAUCGAGAUCUCAAUCCAGAGAUCGACUUAACAUUCCUUCGAGGAAUGGCAGCCGCACAUCUAGCGUUUGUUCCUCCUCGUCUAAGAUAAACCGAAGAAAAAGUGUGAGUAUGGGAGACCUUGAUUUCGAUGAUGAGUUUGUUGCUCUUGACAAUGAGAUAUACCAAGAACAACGUUCUAGAAAGAGAGAAAAAAGUACCGAUCAGCUUAGCAACAGAGCACCAAAAAGAUACAAAUCCACGGACGCUGUUUGCAGCUCUUCAAGUUCCAUUGACGACGAUUCUACCGACACGAGAGUAACAAACUUACCUUCUACCACUCAUCGUCAGCGAUCGCAUGAAUUCUCACUCAAUGCAUCAGAGGAACGUCAGAAUCAAUCAGUCAACACACGCAGUAGAGGUACUAGUGAAAGUACAGCCGAAGCCUCAUUUAAAAUCGAGCCUAAGAAAAAUGGGGCAUUUGCUGGUUCCUCCGUGAAAUCCACUGAAAACAAUAACAGCAGCCGGCAUGGUAACGUUGGAAAUUCUGAUAUGUCAGAUGCUAAAUUCGUCCGAAGAGAGUCAGAGUGGGAGCAACUGCUGACCAUCAGUCAAAAGACCCAGAAUCAAGUCACUAAGAAACCCAUGCAAUUCAUUAGUGUCCCACACCAAGCACGAAAAGCAUUGGAUGAUUCUGCAAGCACAGUCCCAGCGUUUGAUUCAUCUGAUGACGGAACUGAUCUAGAUGAUCAACCAUGGAAAAGACCGACCGAAACUUUAGCCCAACACACCAGCAUGCCUCGAGAUAUGCAUAACUCAAAAGUGAACGGCAAGCCGAUAACUAAUUUUGAAACAGCGCCAAGUCACAAAUGGAUCAAUGAAACCGGAACGUACAUGAAUGCAGAAGAGAGACAACCAUUGUUACCUUUAAAAUCUCCUCCUGAACGACCUCCAAAAAUUUUCAGCCCCCCUCCACUUCCUCCUAAAAACAUCCCAGUCCAAAAUUCACCACGUUCGAAAGCGGAUCCACAACAUAUUAUUCCCCUGUCUCAAGGAUCUCCGCUCUCCACCCAAAAUUUCCAAUCAAACAUGAAUUUAGGAAGCUGUCAAGGUGGAUCACUAUGUACUUGUGGUGGCUCUCAAGGAUUACCUGCCGCUCCUAACGUCAGUCAUCACACAAAUGGACAGCAAAGCUGCAACAUCCAUCAGCCAAUGAUGAAUAGCUGUCACUGUCAAACUGGUCUCGUCUUUGGCCAAAACUUUUCCUCAUCUCAUGCACCCCAACCACAAGGGUGGCAGAAUCAGGUCUGCACUGGAGUCCAAUGCGGCCAUGCUCAUGACCAGCAUCUGUCAUUCUCUCACGGGAUCAGUCAAAAUGGCUUCACGGAAAGUGGUACUGAUGUGCAUAGAACAGCCCCAUCCUGGAAUUCACAUCAUGUAAAUCAGAACAGAGGCUUUGACAGUCAUGAAAUGCGAGAAUUCCGUCAACCGCUUCAUGAAGGAAAAUCUCCUAUUCAUAACUCAGAACUUGCAAAUUCACGCCGACAAUUCAAAUCAACCGUAAAUCUCAGAAGCGAUGAACUUUCUUCUGAUAAGGAGAAUGCGAAGGUACGAAAUCAAUCAAAAAUGCACAAAGCCAAAUCUACUGAUGCCCUCACAAUAGUUGGCACAACCAGAGAAGAACCAGAAGUAGAGAAUUUAGAAAUAAUGCCGGGAAAAAUGAAGAAGAUGAAAUCGACAAUCGUUCUAGACGAUUUGACUUUUGCUGAUAAAAAAGUAGUGCCAGACGAUCCGCUGCCCACUCUGUCUCAAGAUCCGAAGCGGGGUAAGUUAGAGAUGUGGAGUGGUCUUUUGCAACUUCUUACGAUCUGCGCAUGUCUGCUCACAACCGUGCCUAUGGCAAUCGUGAGCCGAAAUUGGGACUGGCACGCUGACAAAUGUCCAUUGUAUGUGGAAUCCAACCUCCAACAUGACAGACUGUGGGGCAACCCAAGCAUGAUUCCGUGUUACUUGUCUGCAUAUCUACCAGUCAUCAUAAUGGCGAUAGCCCUCACGCUCGUUUUUAUCCAUGGAGGGCUGUUGUUUUACUGGCGGUCAAAACGCAAAAGCUCCAGUUUUUACACGAGACGAUCGUUCAGCAUUAGCUUGCUGUUUUUCAACUUGGUCUCGUUUGCAAUAGCCCUGGCUGUCGCUUGCAUGUUGACAGAUGGCCUCCGUCAAACUUGUCUGUCAUUCCAGUUCAUUUCUGACAUUGACUACAGGCCCCCGAACUGCCAAACUGGCUUUAACGGCCUCGAUUUGAACUACAACAUUGAAGGAACAUUUUACUUCAUUAUAUUCGCAAUGAUUGGCGCUUGGUUAGCCGUCACAUUCACCUUGAUAUCCUUCGUCUUGUAUCUCGUACGCGCAGAAGUUUGCCAGUGUUCGGUGGGCGGAACUAGGAGCAAAUCUAGUGCUGUGAGACAGCCGUGACGAGAACCUGCUUCAUCACAUUUUUCACUCUGCACUGCCGCAAUAAUACGAAUGAUUUAAAGAAUAAUAUGAAUCAUAAUAUACAUAGCAUGAUAUGUCAUAAUACGUUUAUAAACUACACUGGGCAUUGCCUCCCAAAACAGUUGAACGAGAGAAUAGUAUGUAGGAUAGAGUUUUCAGAUGUUGAGCAAGAGUCGUUAUUUUCCGACAUGCCCUGUAAUUUGAAUGAACUUGAAGAAGCUGCGAUGUGUAAUUCCUUAUGAUAAACAAAUAACAGUAAAAAUCGAGGCUGGCACCGGCAAGAAUAUUUUUGAGGUGAAAUAUUCUGAUAUGCUCGAAUUUCACAACAAUUCUCCAGCAGUCAAGAGUUACAACGCUAGCUUCCUUACAAUAAUCCCAUUUAAAUGUAAUUACACAUUUAGUUGUCAAUACGUUUAUAAUCUAAUGAUAAAAUUUCUAGAUAAGGAUGUUGCUUCACUAAUAUGGUAUCGUGCGAAAAUAAUAUAAUAAUAAUUACAAAUGAAAUAACCAGUUUCAUUUCAACAUAUUCUGAUUAAACCGAGGUCACGUGCAAUUGUACGGCUAAAAACAUUCAGGUACUGAGCAUAAGGAAAUUUUUCUGUGCAUGAAAAGUUUGUAAAUUAAUAAGAUACCCGUCAUCUCAAUCUGAAGGUUAUAUUUUAUUGAGGCAGAUUGAAAAUCACAAUAAUAUUAUUUUGCAAUUUGUAAUUAUUUUACAGACUUUGCGAAUAUUUCUCAUUAUAUCAAUUUUGUACAUGAUUCACGUUUCCCAUGAUUUUUUAGUUGUAGUCAAUAAGUUGAUUGUGAUGUACAUGAAGGACUUUUUUAGAUUCAA
Messenger RNA from Hyalella azteca, 3799 nucleotides. RefSeq lists its product as uncharacterized. The coding region runs from base 286 to 2943 and encodes 885 amino acids. The transcript is spliced from 2 exons. Lineage: Eukaryota; Metazoa; Arthropoda; Malacostraca; Amphipoda; Hyalellidae. The record is from RefSeq and is a predicted model, not a curated record.